AUGCAGCAGUUCGAGGUGAUGACGGAUUAUCGGCCGUUGAUCCUCAUUCUCAACUCGAAAAGCAUGGUGGACAUCGAGAAACCUCGCCUGCAGCGUCUCCGGGAGCGACUCGGCCAGUUCAACUUCGUCGCCACCUGGCGGCAGGGAAAGCUGCACGCCAUCCCAGACGCGCUGUCUCGGGCGCCCGUGCAUGACCCAACGCCUGACGACGAGGAAGCGGAACAAGACGGCAGUCACCAGAUCGCCAGCAUGGUCGCCAGGCUCGACCCGGAGAUGGUCGCUUUGAAAGAUGCCAUCUUGACCGGUUUUCCAGAGCAUCGGACGCAGCUGGAGCCGCUGCUGGGCCCCUACUGGGGCCUCCGAGACUGUCUGGCGGUGGAUGACGGCCUGGUGGUGUGCGGCCGGCGGUUGGUAGUACCGCAGUGCCUCCGUCGCGCUACUCUCCAGAAACUUCACGCCAGCCGCCAGGGCGUCGAGCGAACCAAGAGGCGGGCACGGCAGGCGGUGUACUGGCCCCGGGUGGACCAGGACAUCACGAAUUGCAUCGGCACCUGUAGCAAAUGUCAACUGCACCUGCCCAGUCAGCAGAAAGAACCCAUGAUGACAGGGAAGGCACCCUCGCGAGUGUUCGAAGCCGUCUCCGCGGACUACUUCGCCUGGGCCGGACGGACCUUCCUGGUCUACGUUGACCGCCUCUCUGGCUGGCCAUUCGUGUCACGGGUAACUGGAGAGGCGUCAGCCAGAGACCUGGUGAGCAGCCUACGCGGCAUGUUCGCCGCCACCGGCUUACCGGCCUACAUCAGGACCGACGGAGGGCCCCAGUUUAGCGCCCGGCUCACCCGUGAGUUCUUCCGCCGGUGGGGUGGGGACCAUCAACAGUCAACACCUCACUACCCGCAGUCCAACGGGCACGCGGAGGCGGCCGUCAAGGCCGUCUAA
This is a messenger RNA of Pollicipes pollicipes, 939 nucleotides long. RefSeq lists its product as uncharacterized. Gene Ontology annotation, biological process: DNA integration. The transcript has 2 exons. The record is from RefSeq and is a predicted model, not a curated record. NCBI's taxonomy places the organism in Eukaryota, Metazoa, Arthropoda, Thecostraca, Pollicipedomorpha, Pollicipedidae. Gene Ontology annotation, molecular function: nucleic acid binding. The coding region runs from base 1 to 939 and encodes 312 amino acids.